AUGGACCCUGCCUGGCACCCGGUGCCUCUUAUACCCACCCUGGGCACGUCCCCACAGCUGCUGGCCUUGCCACCGCAGCCUUGGGAGAUAGGGUUGCACCUGGUCCAGGAGUUGGCCGCGCUCUGCUACCGCCGGCGUGUGCCCAUGGUGCCCUUUGGCACCGGCACCGGCCUCGAGGGCGGUGUCAAUGCCGUGCAGGGCGGCGUCUGCUUCGACCUGAGCCGCAUGGACAGCAUCGCAGAGCUGAGCCUGGAGGACUUCUCGGUGACAGUGGAGCCCGGUGUCACCCGCAAGGCCCUCAACAGCCACCUGCGUGGCACCGGGCUCUGGUUCCCUGUCGGUACUGCGGGCAUGGGGGUGCCGUGGGGCUGGGGGUCACACCACUGAGGGUGCUGGUAGAGGGGAUGUCUUUGGGCUGGCGAUGCUGGGGGGUCCACGGAUCUGCCAUGGUCCCUGAGUUGUAGCAGGGAUGCCCCUAGGACUGAGAGUGCCAUGGACCCAGUACUCUGGGUCCACAUGAGGCUGGGGUACUGGUGUCCCAAAGGUGCUGGAAGGAAUGGGUGCCCAGGACCACCAAGGCUGGGGGUGAGGGCUACCACCCUCUCUAUCACACCAAACCCACAGCCGUCAUGGUGGGCCAUGAACCCUGGCAAUGUGCUGUGAGAGAUGCCCUCCCCACCUCAAGCCAGGGCCAGAGUGGCCCCACUGCCCUGCACUGCCACCCCUCAGUUCCCCCACCCCCCACAUGCCCCAUUAAACCUCUGUGCACCAGCAGUCUCCAUUGGCUACGAGAUCUUUUAGGGGGACAGGAUCCCCCCAGCCCUGCACCAGGGGCUCUCUCUCGCCUCAGCAGGCACACACAGAUACCCAGGAGAUGGAGGGGGUUUGUAGGCAAAUCUUUAUGCUGCUGGGGGACUUGGGGCCAAGUUUUGGAGGGGGCUGCCACGCGGUAGCUCCGGGAACCAGCGGAAGCUUCCCCUGUGUUCAAAAGGCACCAAUUUCAGUUCGCGUUUCGGUUACAGCUGGUACUGUAUCACACCCCGAGACGUGAGAACGCACAGGUUAGGCCCUUCCUGCCCCAG
This is a messenger RNA of Lepidothrix coronata (blue-crowned manakin), 1082 nucleotides long. Its product is annotated as probable D-lactate dehydrogenase, mitochondrial. The coding region runs from base 1 to 387 and encodes 128 amino acids. The transcript has 3 exons. The record is from RefSeq and is a predicted model, not a curated record. Gene Ontology annotation, molecular function: D-lactate dehydrogenase (NAD+) activity; D-lactate dehydrogenase (cytochrome) activity; FAD binding. Gene Ontology annotation, cellular component: mitochondrion. Lineage: Eukaryota; Metazoa; Chordata; Aves; Passeriformes; Pipridae. Gene Ontology annotation, biological process: lactate catabolic process.